AUGUCCGAUGCAAGCUCGGACACAGAUGCACUUCAGGAAGCCAGUGUAAAAGAUGUGUCUAAUCAUAACUUUUUACAGCCACGACAGAGACGAUUUCAAAACAGCGAGAAACGACUGUCAGUUCAUUCAGAUCAUUUGGCUACUUCUUCAGCAACAUCUGCUGUGAAUAAUGAAAAGGAGUAUCAUAGUGCUAGUCGGCGAACAAGUGUGAGUUUGGAAGAAUAUCAAAGUUCGUGCGCAAAACAAGACAAUGGACGACCCAACUCUGCGGCUUUUCGACGAAAUAAACACACACGAGGUCACAGUUGGUCCGAAAAUAGUUUUAGUGGAUCAUCCACUUUCCUAUCACAAUCAGAAAGGAUGCUUGACAUGAGUAGAACGUCUAUGCUUCUUGGAGUAAAUGGACAAUUUCAGUCUUAUACCGAUGAGCUAUCACCCCACGGCCAGAAAUAUGUUAAAAUCAAAACGAAAAUCAAAACACAUAAAAGAUUCAGUAGAGUCGUACUGGCUCAAACACUCACUGUCGAUGCAAACGAAAGCCGAGGAUCUUUGCAUUCCUCCAUAAAGAGCAAGGAGGAAGAAAUGGAUAAUUCUAAAAAGCCCUUUGGAGCCGUUUGGACCUGUCGUUUCAGUAAAGACGGGAAAUAUAUGGCAACUGCUGGUCAGAAUUGUAUCAUACAUAUUUGGAAGGUACUGAGAGAUAUGGAGAAAAAGGACAAUAUAGAUGUGUCAGAGGACAUCUCUUCCUAUGAACCAUCGAUCAAAGUCUUUCAUGAGAAGCCUGUCAGGACUUAUAAGGGGCAUACGGCCGAUAUAUUGGAUCUCAGCUGGUCUAAGAAUAACUUUUUAGUAUCGGCUUCUAUGGAUAAAACCGUCAGGUUAUGGCAUGUAUCGCAAACGGUUUGUCUAUGUGUGUUUAAACAUCUGGAUGUCGUUCCAAGCGUUAGAUUUCAUCCCAAAGAUGAUAGGUUUUUCCUCUCCGGCUCACUCGAUUGCAAAGUGCGUCUUUGGAGUAUACCAGAGAAAAGAGUCGCUUUUUGGAACGAAAUUCCGUCUGGGAAUAUGGUCACGGCUGUCAGUUUCACGCUCGAUGGAAGAACAGCGUGUGUUGGUUCCAACACGGGAGAUGUCUUUUUCUUUGAAACACAGGGUCUGAAAUAUAACACGCAGAUGUUGGUAAAAACGAGUCGGCAGAAACGGGGCAGAAAAGUGACAGGCAUUGAGCCCAUGCCAGGCAUGCCAUUAGGAGAGGAGCGUAUUCUUGUGACGACCAACGACUCUCGGAUAUGGAUCGUCAACAUGCGGGACAAGAGUUUUGUCUUCAAAUACAAAGGCCUGGAAAACUCCUCGAUGCAGAUCCGAGCUGCUUUCAGUGACGACGGCCGAUACAUCAUCAGUGGAUCAGAAGAUGGAUGCGUCUAUCUCUGGUGUACGGAUCAAGUCAAUUACUCACCUUUUCAUUACCUACAGCGUUUGAAAGCGGCGAUUGCUUUGGGCCAAUUCGGCGAGCAUAUGCUGCACACACUGAUGCAGACGGAGGAAUUCGCCAAUGAGCAUUUUGGCGCAGUGACAGGCUGGCUGAGAAAAGGGGAAAGGCGCAUGAUCGAUUUACUGCGUAGUCGAAACGAACAUUUUGUAGCCCAUCCACAUAUUGUCACUUCGACCAUCUUUGCGCCUACCAAAACGAGACAGCAGUUGGCGAAAUCAGGAGGCGAUAUUAUUUUCGAUAAUACACCCGUCUAUACCCAUCGAGAACCUAUACGCGAGUCUGAUCAGGAUGUGUCAGCUGAAGAAGCGGAGCCGAGUCAGAGAAGAAGUCGAACGUCAUCCAUCAGCCACAGCCACAGCCACAGCCACAACAACCACCAUCCUAAAGCCAACAGUCUUUACGACACCUCUUCCACCGAAAAGCAGCAAAAAGAGAUGGAAGAGCUACGGCGGAUUUUGAUAAGAGAUUUUGAAGAAGCAACGCCCGAAGAGAGAGACAGAUACCAUUUUCCAGACAGUCAAAUCAUGGUAUCGGCCGACUUGCGUGGUUCCAUCAAAGUAUGGCGUAUGGAUUCUGGUUUUUAUGAUAAACAUUAUCCACCGUCUUCCUCCAUCCACAGCCAUCAUCCAGCCAAUACAACCAGCGUUUAUAGUGAUUCGCAAUCCACCCAUACCUCCAUAGUAGCUCCACCUGAUACCGUCAUCCAGUCUAUGACGGAUUUUAAUACAAAACAUGCGAAACCGCAAAAGAAAGGAACCUUUUCCAAUCUCUUUGCUAAAUUCAAAUAA
This is a messenger RNA of Mycotypha africana, 2277 nucleotides long. Its product is annotated as WD40-repeat-containing domain protein. Lineage: Eukaryota; Fungi; Mucoromycota; Mucoromycetes; Mucorales; Mycotyphaceae. The record is from RefSeq and is a predicted model, not a curated record. The transcript has 7 exons. Gene Ontology annotation, molecular function: protein binding. The coding region runs from base 1 to 2277 and encodes 758 amino acids.